Misgurnus anguillicaudatus (oriental weatherfish) is the source of this 5463-nucleotide messenger RNA. It is a transcript of the gene itga1, whose product is annotated as integrin, alpha 1. Lineage: Eukaryota; Metazoa; Chordata; Actinopteri; Cypriniformes; Cobitidae. Gene Ontology annotation, molecular function: integrin binding. The record is from RefSeq and is a predicted model, not a curated record. Gene Ontology annotation, cellular component: integrin complex; external side of plasma membrane. Gene Ontology annotation, biological process: cell-matrix adhesion; cell-cell adhesion; cell adhesion mediated by integrin.
AGACGGAGAGGAAAUGCCCUAAACUGUCAGAGAGUCAAGACGACUUCUGUGAGAGACUCAGACGAGCGUUUGCGCUUCUAGUGGACAGAGCACUGGAUCCACACUGACACUGGGAAUCAGGAAGAUGCGUUGUGGAGUCUAUCAUUUAAGACUAGCAGCCGUUUUAGUGCUGCUGCCAUGCCUAUUGUGUUUCAAUGUGGAUGAGAAGAACAAGAUGUCAUUCAGUGGACCGGUGGACGACAUGUUUGGAUAUACUGUCCAACAGUUUGAGAACAAUGAGGGAAAGUGGGUUCUCAUUGGUUCUCCUUUGACUGGACAGCCGGCAAAUAGGACUGGAGAUGUCUACAGGUGCCCUGUGGGGCAAAACAACAAUAAAAUUGGGUGUGAAAAAUUCAAUUUGGCAGAAAGCACAACAAUUCCAAACAUACAUGAAGUCAAGGAAAACAUGACUAUGGGAACGACAUUGGUGGUUAACCCAGACGGCAAAGGAUUUCUGGCCUGUGGUCCUCAGUAUGGAUACAUGUGUGGAAAGCAGCAGUACAUCACAGGCAUCUGUUCUAACGUGAGCUCCUCCUUCAAAGUUCUCAACUCCAUCGCUCCAACUGUACGAGAGUGCAAGCAGGAUAUGGACGUUGUCAUAGUGCUGGAUGGAUCCAACAGCAUCUACCCCUGGAAUCAUAUCACUGAGUUCCUGGUCAAGUUUCUUCAGAAAAUUGAAAUUGGACCCGCCCGAGUGGGCAUCGUGUCGUAUGGAGAUGAAGUCGGCCACGUCUUCAAUCUCAGUCAGUAUGACAACACACGUGAGCUUGUUAAACAAGCUGCUGAUAUCCCACAAAAAACCGGACACAAAACCAUGACGGCUCUUGGCAUUGAUACAGCAAGGAAAGAGGCGUUUACGAAGGAGCGAGGGGCGAGACCGGGCGUCAAAAAAGUCAUGGUGAUCGUUACAGACGGAGAGUCACAUGACCACUACAGAUUAAAAGACGUCAUUGAUGAUUGUGAAAAGGAUGGUAUUGAGAGGUUUGCCAUUGCUGUCCUUGGCGACUAUAAUCGACAAAAUAAAAGCACUGCAGAUGUGAAGAAGUUUAUUAAGGAAAUUGAAUACAUUGCUAGUGAGAACAAAAAUGAUCAUUUCUUCAAUGUGUCGGACGAAAGAGCACUAGUAAACAUCGUCGAUGCACUUGGAAGCAAGAUCUUUGCCUUAGAAGCCACAUCAGGGAACCACACAUCCUCAUUUGAGAUGGAAAUGUCUCAGUCAGGGUUCAGCGCGCACACGUCUAAAGCUGGUGUCAUGCUGGGAGCUGUGGGAGCUUACGACUGGAAUGGCACCGUAGUGAUGCAAGCCGACAAUAAUUUUGUUGUUCCCAAAAAGAACGCCUUCCAUAAUCCUGCGGUGCAGAGGUACGAAGGCAUGUCUGGAUACGUAGGUUAUGACGUGCAGUCAGCAAACACACCUAAAGGGGUGCUGUACAUCACAGGAGCGCCACGGUUUAACCACAGCGGCCGUGUCACCGUGUACCGAUUUGAUGGGGAAAAUAUCACUAUUACACAGACGCUGAAUGGAGAGCAGAUUGGCUCGUAUUUCGGCAGUGUUCUCCAGACGCAUGACAUUGACUGUGACAAUUACACCGACAUACUUCUGGUAGGAUCUCCGAUGUACAUGGGGCCGGAAAGGGACGAACAAGGUCAAGUCUAUGUCUACAAACUCAAUAAGGAUGGGCUGUUUGAACAUGAGAUGACACUCAAGCCAGUCAAUCAGACAUGCUGUUAUGGUCACUCGAACAGUAACUGUAAAACCACUAUUAAAAAUGAGCCAUGCGGGUCACGAUUCGGUACGGCGAUCGCUGCCGUACCCGACCUCAACAAGGAUGGCUUUAAUGACAUUGUGAUUGGAUCGCCAUUAGAGAAUGACCACAGAGGAGCUGUGUAUAUUUAUCACGGUUCUCAGAAAUCAAUAAAGAAUAAAUAUGUACAGCGCAUCGCUGCUGGGGGAGAUGGAGAAAAGAUGAAGUUCUUUGGCCAAUCAAUUCACGGCAUCAUGGAUUUAAAUAAUGACGGUAUCAUAGAUGUCACAAUUGGUGGAAUAGGAGGCGCCGCACUUUAUUGGUCUCGGGAUGUUGCAGAACUUCUUGCAAAUAUGACCUUCGACCCAAGCAAGAUCAAUCUGCAACAGACGUGUCAGGUCCACGGCAAGACCACAGUAUGUGUGAAGACCAAAGUCUGCUUCAAGUAUCGAAUCAAGGGGAAAGAAACCGACACAAAAACUGUCAUCAGGUACAGUUUAACACUGGACUCUCUUAGAGCGAUCUCCAGAGGGCGCUUCAAUAAAACAGACGAAAGAAGGUUGCAGAAAAACGUAUCUAUCGAUGGCAUGCAUUGCAGUGAACACACCUUCUACACGUCGGAUAAGCUGGAUUUCAGAGAUCCCAUUAUGGUCACACUGGAAUUCGGUUUAGUGGAUGAGGAUAAAGGUCCGGUGCUGGAUGGAGUGUUACCGACAUCAAUUAACAAAACUAUUGCUUUAGUCGACUGUGGGAACGAUGACAAGUGUGUUGCUAAUCUACACCUCAAAGCGACUGCUGACAUCUCAAGCCUUGUCAUAAGGAGUAACCAGGAGAAGUUUUAUGUCAACGUUGAAAUCCACAAUAGUAAAGAUCAUGCUUACAACACCAAGAUCACGAUAAGCCACACAGAAAACAUCAACUAUGUCAAAGUUGAGCCUAAGGAGAAGGACUGUGAGACUGAUAACACCAGAAUAGUGUGUGCAGUUGGAUAUCCGUUUCUCAAAAGUAAUGAGAAGGAAACGUUUAAAAUUCAAUUUGAGCCCAAUCCUUCUCAUAUUCGUAAAGACAUCGUUAUCAACGUUACUGCGACCACUGAUAGCGAGGAGCCGGAGUCUGCACUGAAAGACAACUUUGUGAGCAUCGUCAUUCCUGUGAAGCACGAAGCCAACCCACGAUUCACUGCUGUCAAGUAUAUGAAGGAGGACUACAUCAUAUUAAAAGGGAAGGACACCAUACCAAGUGUUUUCAACCACACCAGUGUGAUCGGAGAUGAGGUCAAAAUCAGCUAUACGAUCGAGAGAGACACAGAAAUGCAGAUUCCUCCAUUUCAGCUCCAAAUAACCUUCCCAUAUCGCACGGCCGGAGAAAACUGGCUGCUGUACUUCACAGAUCUCACCCAUUCAGCAAACAUCAACUGUGAUGCCAAAAAGUUGAUUAACCAUUUGAACAUCAAACCUGAUAAUCCUUACAGAGUUACUUCUAAGAAAGAAAGCUUGAGUGUCUAUCUUUUGAGUUGUAAAGAAGAAAGAAACCCCUGCAAGUCAUUUAGCUGUUCGAUCCCACCUGCAGACUUCAACCAGAUCAAUGCCACUUUUAGAGUUUGGCGACCCACCUUCAUCAAAGGAGAAUUUUCUAGCAUCAACAUGGCUGUUGAUGCGAUGCUGGAGAGCAAAGACACAGAGCUGUUUGUGUUAAAUCAGAAUGUCAUAAGUCGUGAGGUCAAAAUACAAGUAACCAAAGAUAUACAAAGUGGAAUCCCGCUGUGGAUUAUCAUCUUGAGUGUUCUUCUAGGAUUAUUAAUACUGGCUCUUGUCAUCUUCGCUUUAUGGAAGGCUGGAUUCUUCAAGAGAAAAUCAGUAGAAGAAAUGAAGGAAGAUAAGAAGGAUUCUGAUUGAGGAUUAUAGAUCCGUAGAUGGCAUUCUUCAGGUCAACUCAUGCAAGACAACCAGCAAAGGUCAUUGAGAUUAUAAUGAAGAAAUCUGAUGAUCAGAGUCACAUAGUUAAUUGGGGUUCCCUGCAUUUAAGAGUUGACCGACAUUUUGCUUGACACUUUGAAUAAUCUUCAUGUUCCCACUGCAAAAUUCAGCCAAAUGUGAACUCCAAUGAACUUCUCACACACCACAAGGUUGGUGGACAUGUUGCCAAAUCCAGAGAGUCACGCUUUGAAAAGCAAAGCAGCGUAUGUUCAUCUAACUUGAACCUGAAAUCCCACCAGCCUAAAAAAAAAACACGGGAGCACAAGUCAUGUGCUCUCAUCUGUAUCCAUCAUCAGCAAAGGAGAGUUCAGUAACCUGUCCUGGCUUUACAUACCAAAACUUCAACAGAGAUCUACAGCUCUUAAUCAGAAACAUACCUUCAUAUGGGUCACAGAUUUAUAUACUGAUAUAGAUCUAUUACAUUUAUUGGUUGGAGAGGGUUUUUUGUAAAGCACUGUACAGUGAUAUUUUUGAGCUUAGUGUUAUCGGCACAUUCCUUUUAAUUCACAACGCAGGUUUUUGGCACUGAUGUUUCUCACACUUUUUGUCUUUAUCCGAGCAUGAAGAUCAAAAGGUCUGGUUGUACUGUAAAUGUAAAGCUUAAAGUGUACAUAAGGUUAUGUUUGCAAUAUCACUUUAUUGAUAAAUGAAUAGCUUUAUCGGUGCGGUUUCGACACCCGUAGUAGAUUGUAGAAAACAAUUUCACACCUAUAGUACAACAUUUCUCAGGUAUUCCAGACACAGUGUUUGGAAUCAUAAAAUUAGACAGUCAUUCAUAUUUCCUGUUUAGUUCCUGCCAUAUGUACAUAUUAUAAAAUAAUUACUGUACUUGACUAAACAAGAAAUGUCAGGGUGUUUUUCUGAUUUUGCCAAAAAAAAAUUCUGCAGAGAAAAAAAGAGAAAUUUAAUGUAGAAAGCACUGUUAGAAGAAAUGAUCCCUACUGUACCUGUCACUGGGGCGGUACCCUUUCAAAAUGACACUUUUGCAUCUAAAGGUACAUAUUACCUUAUAAAGAGUACUGCCCCAGUGAUAGCAUGGGUCAAUUUUUAAAAGUUUUUUUUCUGACAGUGCACGAAUAAAUAAUAUUAGAUAUAUGAACUGCUUUUUGAAGCAUAACAUACCCUGAAAAACAACAGCAUAAAAUAUAUAUGUUUGUGUUUCAAAUUAUAAGUAUAUGAUGAUAGAAUUAUUCAUUUACGUGAUGCAAAAGCUAAAAAAAAAGCUAAACGCCACCUCUGUCAAAAAUGAGAUGAUAUUAACCGAAUGCUCUCGGCGUGCAUCAAACACUUUCGCUUCAAAUCUGCUUAAUCCUGACCUCAGGCCAUUCAGAAAUCCAUGAAGAGUCAGGUAAAAAAAUUAUCAUUUAAAUGAAAACGUCAGAUGCACUUAGAGGGUUUUGCAUCUGAUCUAUUUAUGUAUACUGUAGAUAAAUGUUUAUGGGCUGAUAACAGUAUAGACACAUGAAACACAAAGCACCAGUGUGGUGCAGGUAAAUAAUGCACAGUACCGACUUACAGAUACAGAUAUUGUAUAUGAGUGCCUUAAUAUGCAGUUCACUGGGUUUAUGAGUAGGGGAGAAAUGAUACAUUUGUGACCCUGACUGUGAAAUCCAGACUUAUCUAAUAAUGAGAUUAAGAGCAUUAAAGUAUGAUUUUAAUCACUGACUUCAUAUUGAUUUCAAUCUUUGACCUGAUCUUACUCA